This is a messenger RNA of Dufourea novaeangliae, 745 nucleotides long. RefSeq names its product rab-like protein 3. Gene Ontology annotation, cellular component: endomembrane system. The transcript has 5 exons. The coding region runs from base 47 to 745 and encodes 232 amino acids. Gene Ontology annotation, molecular function: GTPase activity; GTP binding. Gene Ontology annotation, biological process: intracellular protein transport. Lineage: Eukaryota; Metazoa; Arthropoda; Insecta; Hymenoptera; Halictidae. The record is from RefSeq and is a predicted model, not a curated record.
AACUGUAAAACGAGUGUAUCUUUAGAUGGUUUAAUAAAGACUCUUGAUGGCAGCGAUUGAUAAAGUUAAAAUUAUCGUUGUUGGCGAUUCCGGUGUUGGAAAAACAUCCCUAACACAUCUAAUAUGUCAGCAGCAGCCUAUCAGUAACCCUUCAUGGACCAUAGGUUGUUCAGUAGAAGUUAAAUUACAUGAAUACAAAGAAAGAACCCCAAAUCAAAGGCGAUAUUUCAUUGAAUUAUGGGACAUUGGUGGUAGUCAAAAUCAUAAAAACACAAGAUCUGUUUUUUAUAAUCCUACAAAUGGCAUAAUAUUGGUCCAUGAUUUAACAAAUAGAAAAUCACAGCAGAAUCUUCAGAAAUGGCUUGAGGAAGUAUUAAGUAAAGAUAGUAAUUACAUGAAGUCAAAACCAUUUGAUGAUUUUGAUCCUGAAAAAUUUGUGGGCUCUACUCAGAUACCAAUUUUAGUUAUUGGUACAAAGUUAGACUUAGUUGCUGAAGUGAGAUCAAGUGUUCACAGACGUUCUUCAACUAUUGCAGAAGAAUGUGGUGCUGAUGAAAUAUUUUUGGAUUCUCGUCAAGUGAGAUCAUUAGCUGCUGGUUCUAGUUCAUCUGUAAAAUUGAGUAGAUUUUUUGAUAAAGUCAUUGAAAGACGCUAUUAUUCCUCAAAAGAAGGAAUUAGUCCUGAUAAACGAAGACUACCAAUGUACAAUCCAUCAUAUAGUACAAAAAUUUAUCAUAAUGACUAA